This is a messenger RNA of Strongylus vulgaris, 258 nucleotides long. The record is from the annotation of a GenBank genome assembly. Lineage: Eukaryota; Metazoa; Nematoda; Chromadorea; Rhabditida; Strongylidae.
UCCCAUGCUGGAAUCAAAGGUCUAAUAACCGAUGCUGUCACUGGUGUGCCAAUCAACGAUGCUAUCGUAUGGGUUCGUAAUGGUACCGAUCCAAUGCCUAUUCGUCAUCCAGUCACUUCUUGUGAGUUGGAUUUUUACUAUACUUAGAAAUCCUUCACACAAAGAAUGGAUAGAGAAUUUCGAAGGGAACAAUAACAAUAACGAUUGUACAAACCACAAUAAAAUAAAUAAAGUGAGGGAUGUAAAAAGAAAUUAAAG